AUGACGGAGACGGUUCGAACCUAUUUGAACCCUGCCCAUUUCUUCAUGCUGCUACGAGCUCACGGCACCGACUUCUUUGCUGGUGUUCCUGACUCCUUGCUGAAGGACAUUUGUGCCUACAUCACGGACAACGUGAAGCAAAGCCAGCAUGUCAUUGCAGCUAACGAAGGGACUGCACUAGCCAUGGCUGCUGGGCAUCACUUGGCCACUGGGAAGAUCGCGUGUGUCUACCUGCAGAACUCGGGUCUCGGGAACACCAUCAAUCCUCUGCUCUCUCUUUGUAGUCAGAAGGUCUACGCGAUUCCAGCGCUGCUCCUGAUUGGCUGGCGCGGAGAGCCAGGUAAGAAAGAUGAGCCUCAACACCUGCUGCAGGGAGCACUGACUCCAACAAUGCUGCAGCACAUGGGAGUUCCCUACGAGAUACUCCCAGACUAUGCUGAAGGCGCUUUCGAAGUGAUAACCAAAGCUUAUGCGCACAUGGAAAAAGAGAAAGAGCCAUUUGCUCUGCUGGUCAAGAAAGAGACGUUCGAGAAAUACAGGCUCUCAAGUCAGGCGGAGGUCUUCAACGGCCAGGACAUGCUCCAUAGAGAGGAGAUUCUGGAGGAGGUCAUAGAAUGUUUUCCAUCGGCACCCUUGGUCACUACUACGGGAUUCACAUCCCGAGAGAUGUUCGAGCUGCGGGUGCAGAAAAGUCAAUCACACCGGCACGACUUCCUCACAGUUGGAAGCAUGGGCCAUUGCUCCUCAAUUGCGUUGGGUGUGGCGCUGUCAACUGCGCAGGAUGUGCUGUGUAUUGACGGAGAUGGUGCAGCUCUGAUGCACAUGGGAUCCUUCGCGACAAUUGCCAAGUGCAGGCUCAAGAACUUCAAGCAUGUGCUCAUCAACAAUGCCGUGCAUGAUUCAGUGGGUGGUCAACCGACAGGAUCUGUUCAGAUUGAUUUUCCUGGCGUUGCGAGAGCAUGUGGCUACCAGGAGGCAAUGAGAGCCCGUAGCAGCGAAGAAGUGAAGAACUCCUUGCGGAAACUCAAGGAGACUCCAGGCCCAUGCUUUCUGGAGGUCCAAGCCCUGCCUGGGGCCCGAGCUGAUUUGGGACGUCCCACAACGUCGACACAUCAGAACAAGGACGCCUUCAUGAACCACCUGCGGGGACGUGAAGACAUCCUAUCCUUCUGA
Messenger RNA from Cladocopium goreaui, 1173 nucleotides. Lineage: Eukaryota; Dinophyceae; Suessiales; Symbiodiniaceae. The record is from the annotation of a GenBank genome assembly.